Molecule: messenger RNA, 2342 nt
Organism: Trichoplusia ni (cabbage looper)
Lineage: Eukaryota; Metazoa; Arthropoda; Insecta; Lepidoptera; Noctuidae
Product: organic cation transporter protein-like
Exons: 6
Coding region: 215-1696 (493 amino acids)
Biological process (GO): transmembrane transport
Cellular component (GO): membrane
Molecular function (GO): transmembrane transporter activity
Source: RefSeq, a predicted model, not a curated record
AUUUAACAGUCGUUCCGCAGCGCAGCGUUUCCCGCUCAGUAUUAGUUUAACUGUCACUCAGACGAGUCAUUGACGUGUGCUUAAUUUAAAUUGUUGUUUUUAUUAAGUGUUUUUAUUUUUGUGAUUUUUAAAAAGAUAGCAUUAAACAGCGGUGUGAGUCGGACGUCCGCACGACCAUCACAAGGAAACAAAUGAAGCGAAAACAGUGACAAAAAUGGAGACGAAAAUACCAGACAAGGAAAGAAGUGUAAAGAAAGAAGACAGUUUAACAAACUUAAUUGGUGAUUUUGGUAAAUGGCAAUUAAUAGUUCUCGGGACGGUAUCUUUAGUGAAACUGAACACUGGAUGGGUGCAACUAGCCAUUUUGUUCCUGACGCCGAACCUAACCUUCCGAUGCAUCAGCCUACCAAAUUCAACUGUUGAUGUACAGAAUUCCACGUGCUAUGAAGGUUGUUUGAAGUACGAGUAUGAUACGAGCCCGUUUGAUAAUACUAUUGUCUCGGAAUGGGAUCUGGUGUGCGAGAGGCGGUGGCUGGCCAGCUUCACCCAGACGAUGCUGCAGGCGGGGAUCCUCGUUGGGAGUUCCAUAUUUGGAUUCUUCUCUGACAGAUACGGGCGCAAAAUUACAUUCCUAGUCGCCGUUACGACGGUUGUGAUCAUCGGCAUGGGGGUGCCGUUCUCCCCCAACUACACGGUGUUCACUGUGCUCCGGACGCUGCAGGGGGCCGCCACGGCAGGCACCAUGGUGGUCUCCUUCGUCAUCAUCAUGGAGUCAGUGGGGCCGAGGUACCGCGAGAUGGCGGGCUGCUUGUACCAGCUGCCCUUUAUCAUUGGUCACAUAUCGAUGACCCUGUUCGCGUUCUACUUCAGGAGUUGGAACUCCUACAUGCUGGCGAUGGCGAUCCCGACCCUCGUCUACCUGGGCUACUUCCUGGUGCUGUCCGAGACGCCGCGCUGGCUGGUCAGCGUUGGCCGAGUUGAUGACGCCACCAGAGUCGUCACAAAGGCAGCUAGGAUGAACAAUCUCCCAACGGAGAAAAUCAAAGAGACACUAACCCAGUUAUCACAAGAUCUCCAAGCGAACUCGGAUAAGCCGAAGCUGAACUACACGGCGAUCUUCCAGCGAGGGCUGCUCCUCAAGACCGUGUGCUGCUGCUUCAUCUGGCUCGUCACCGGCGUCUCCUACUUCGGGUUCAACCAGUACAUCAGCCAGACCAGCCCAGAUCCCUUCAUCAGUGUUGCCUUGGCUGGAGUCAUUCAGAUCCCAUCAAACAUCGGCUCCAUUUGGUUGAUCAAGAUCCUAGGUCGAAGAUUUACCCUUUCCGCGUCUUGCAUCCUCGGGGGAGUGUUCGUGAUCAUCCUUCACUUCGUCCCCAACGUCUUCGCCGCGACCCUCACGCUCGGGAGCCUGGGAGUCAGCUGCGCAGCCAUAUGUGCAUUCACCAUGUACAUUUACACCUCAGAAUUGUACCCAACUGUGGUUAGGAACAUGGGUAUGGGAGCUUGUUCCACAACCAUGAGGAUCGGUUCCAUGGUCGCUCCCUUCAUUUCCAAUACCUCUGCGACCAUUCCAUGGUUACCAACGGCAGUAUUUGGACUGGCACCAAUAGCUGCUGGACUAGUUUGCUUAUUAUUACCUGAGACAAAAGGCAGGAAUUUGCCUGACAGUAUCGAAGAUAUUAGGAAUGAGGAUUGAGGUUCGUUUAGUUAUAGCAUUGUGUGAGUUUAUGAAGCCUCAAAUGACUGAAGAAAUGUAGUACAUAUUAACAAGAUAAACAUGCAACCGACUCCCAAUAAAAACCACUGAGACAAAAUUGAUGACUUAAUGGGACCAAAUGACAGCUAUUUCAUGUUACAUGAAAACAGAAUCCACAAAAUCAGUUAAUCCAGUCUCAGGUUAGAAAAAAAGACUUCUUUCUCUAUUUCCUUUUGAAGUUGGUUGAAAAGUAAAUUAAGUAAACUGUUGCAGGUAUUAAAUUGUUAAUGAAAGGUUGUGAAUAAAAGAAACAUUAAGAUUAAGCAUGACACGCGAGCAAUUUUAAUCUUGUUAAUUAUUGUUUGUGAGACAGCCACUAGGUGGCGUAACAUGACCGAUGCCAUAUACAAACUUAUUUUCAUAGUUAGGUUAUGUAACGUAAUCACUUGAAGCAAUGUUCCAUUGUGUAUGUUUUACUCAAUAUUAAAAAUAAUAUACAAUACAAGUUUCCUAUAAUUAUAAAUUACGAUUAAGUACAUUGAUGUGAACAAUAUACCCGACUGUGUGGACACUUAUUUUUAGGUUUUAAUAAACUUGAUGUGAUAUGCUUAGGUGUUAUUAUAAUAUUAUUAAAAUAGUAUUUUUA